Plasmodium inui San Antonio 1 is the source of this 2940-nucleotide messenger RNA. RefSeq names its product AFG3 family protein. Gene Ontology annotation, molecular function: ATP binding; zinc ion binding; ATP hydrolysis activity. The record is from RefSeq and is a predicted model, not a curated record. The transcript has a single exon. Gene Ontology annotation, cellular component: m-AAA complex; membrane. Bases 1 to 2940 code for a protein of 979 amino acids. Lineage: Eukaryota; Apicomplexa; Aconoidasida; Haemosporida; Plasmodiidae. Gene Ontology annotation, biological process: mitochondrial protein processing; protein-containing complex assembly.
AUGAGCAGGCCUCAGAUGCUGCUGAAAAGGACCAGGGGUAUUUACAACCAUGGGAUGAUGGGCCGCGGGGGCCUAGUGGAAAAUGUCCUAUCGUGCAGGAAGUACCUGGGGGCGCUUUUAAAUGUGCCCCAUUUGGGAAGGACCGUGGAGGGAAGCGCCCCUGGAAUCGGCAUCGUUGGUGGUAGCCGCAAAGGGGCGAGACGACUGCUGCACGUUUUGAAGAAGUACGUACGGAUCUGCUGCCGGGAGGGGGGACUGAAAAAGGGGGAGCUGCACAAAGUGGAUGAAGCAGCACGGCGUUUGCUUCAGUGGAGGGGGAGCGGCCAAGUCUUCCCUCAUGAGGGGAAGCCGCACGAUGAGCAUUUCACCAGGGAAGAGUCCUCCCCAGCGCACCUUGACAAAGGAAGCCUUCCCAGUGGCGAUUGGCGGAAGAGAAGCCGAUGUCACAACUCGUUCCAUCCCCACAGUGAAUUUUUCCCCCACCAGAAGUACGUACAAUUAGCGAUCGGUCUGGAACAAAACAGAAGGAAGUUCCACCACAUAGUUCAAAUGUACCUGUCGAAGGCACCUAAAGGGUUUGAAAACUUCGAGAAGGGGAAUAAGAAGAGGGAGGAGGGGUCCGCAUCGUCCUCCUCCGCGUCAUCCAACUCGUUCAAACCCGAUGAUGAGAAAAACAACAAACGGUUUGACAACUUUUUCUUUCUCUUCUUCUUCAUGUUACUUUUAUUCUUUUUCCUCUUCGUCGAUUCGAAUGGCUUAUACAACGAAGUGACACAAAACGAUUUCUUUAUGAAUUACCUCUCUAAGGGAUAUGUGGACAAAAUUAAGCUCAUCAAUAAGGAUUACGUGAAGGCGUAUCUCAACGUCCAUGGUAUGAGUAAGUACCACCAGAAGUAUGUAAGCUUUCGUAUAGGAAACAGUGACGCGUUUGAGCGUAAGGUGGAGCUUAUCCAAAGGGAAAUGAACAUACAGAGGGAUGAAAUAAUAGAAGUGCAAUACACAAAUGAAACAAACGUGCUGAAUGAGGUCAAGAGUUAUGUCCCUACUAUUCUCUUCUUCCUACUCUUCGCGUUUAUAUUACAAAAAAUAACUCUAAAAAAUGUAGCCAGUAGUGGCAUGGACAGGCUAUUCAAGAUAAACCGAAUGAAUCCGAUUAAUAAGCAGAACUUGAAAACGGAUAUAACGUUCUCAAGCGUUGCUGGAAUGAAGCAAGCCAAGGAGGAGAUAAUGGAAUUUGUCGAUUUUUUGAAAACACCCUCUAAGUAUGAAUCGUUAGGGGCCAAGCUGCCCAAAGGGGCUCUUCUCUGUGGUGCCCCUGGCACAGGGAAAACAUUACUAGCCAAAGCGGUAGCAGGGGAAGCGAAUGUCCCUUUUUUUAACAUAAGUGGAAGUGACUUUAUCGAAGUUUUCGUCGGCAUUGGUCCGUCUAGAGUGAGGGAAUUAUUCGCUCAAGCGAGAAGACACGCUCCGUCGAUCAUCUUUAUUGACGAAAUCGAUGCAGUGGGUAGGAAAAGAUCCAAGGGUGGUUUCGCAGGUGGAGGAAAUGACGAACGGGAAAAUACAUUAAAUCAGAUGCUGGUCGAGAUGGACGGCUUCCAUACCUCCAAUGAUAAAGUGGUAGUCCUAGCAGGCACCAACCGAGUCGAUAUUCUCGACCCAGCCAUAACAAGACCAGGAAGAUUUGAUCGGAUUGUUAAUAUAAGCAAGCCCGAUAUUAACGAACGGUCCGAAAUCUUCCAAGUGCACUUAAAAAAUUUGAAAUUGCAUCACACAUUGGACAUACAGAGUAUUAGCUACCUUUUAGCUUCUCUAACACCAGGCUUCGUAGGAGCAGACAUUGCUAAUGUGGUGAAUGAAGGAGCCAUUCAAUGUGCUAGGAGGUCUAACAUGGUUGGUGUUCAGGUGAGAGACUUCGAAUUAGCAAUCGAAAGAGUCAUCGGUGGAUUACCCAAGUCAUCUUCUCUUAUCUCCCCGCUGGAGAAAAAGAUUAUCUCUUAUCACGAAACGGGACAUGCACUUAUCGGGUGGCUACUCGAGUAUGCAGACCCUGUUUUAAAGGUCUCCAUUCUACCAAGAAGUAAUGGAGCCCUGGGUUAUUCGCAGCACCUAUCAGAAGAGAUUAUGCUUUUUUCGAGGGAUGCCAUUUUGGACAAAGUAGCCGUCAUUUUAGGAGGAAGAGCAGCUGAAGAAUUGUUCAUCGGGAAAAUCACAACUGGGGCAAUAGACGAUUUAAAUAAAGUCACUCAGUUAUCCUAUUCGUAUGUUUCCCAGUAUGGAAUGAACAAAGAGAUUGGACUUGUCUCCUUUCAGCCGAACUCCUCCAGCGACUAUACCUUUUAUCGACCACACUCCGAGUGCCUAGCACACCUCAUAGAUAAUGAAGUGCGCUGUCUCAUUGAGACUCAGUACAACCGAGUCAAGUCAAUUUUACGUAAACAUGAGAAAGAGGUCCACAAACUAGCGGACCUGCUCUACCAGAAGGAGACCAUCUCCUACCAGGACAUCGUGCAGUGCAUCGGGGAGCGCCCCUACCCGGUCAAGUCCACCUACGAGAAGUUCGUCAAGGCGAAUCCGUACAGGUUGGUCGCUUCGGGGGAGGGAAUUAGCGGUGACGGAAUUAGCGGUGACGGAAUUAGCGGCGACGGGGUCGGCGGCCAGGGAGUCCGCAGCGACGGUGGUAAUGAUGUAGCUACUACAGGGGUACCCCCUAACGGGGAGGCCGACAAAGCCAUACAGGCCACGCUGGGAGCGCAGAGCACCCUGGGCACGCAGGAUACGCGCCAGCUGGGCGAACCAAAAGAAGCCUUCGCGCAACCGCUGGCCAAGCGCGAGGAACAGAACAUCACGAGGAAAGACGGGCCCACCAAGGAGGGCGCCCGGGAAAACUCCGAUGACGGGAAGAAGGGCAGUAAGGUUUCUCAAGUGGGCACCACGCGCUGA